Cannabis sativa is the source of this 1807-nucleotide messenger RNA. RefSeq names its product 2-oxoglutarate-dependent dioxygenase 19-like. NCBI's taxonomy places the organism in Eukaryota, Viridiplantae, Streptophyta, Magnoliopsida, Rosales, Cannabaceae. The transcript is spliced from 4 exons. Bases 540 to 1556 code for a protein of 338 amino acids. The record is from RefSeq and is a predicted model, not a curated record.
AACAACCUUAAAAGUUCAGGGGGCAUGAUUUGGAACAUGUCAAAGUUCGAGGGAAAAAAAAUCCUAAUUAGCCUAAGAAAAAUGUUAAAAAGUACCAAUGAUGCCUAACACUCUUUUAUGUAUCAAUAUCGCUAUUGAUCCAACCAAGUAUCAGAUCUCAUAUAGUUUAAUGUAAAAACUUUUAAAGAGUAUCGUUAGCUAAUCACAAGGUGACAUGUCUAGAAGGUGCUAGACAACACUGGUACCCAACAAUAAUGCACUUAUUAUAAAUUAUGGAAUACUUGUUAGUGCUUACAUUUUAAUUUGUAUUAAUUAUUGAUAAUGAUAACAAUUAUUGUGUAAUUAGUCAACAAAUAAUAAAUUUUAUGUACAAAGAUAAAAAAUGAAUUAUUAACAAAACUAAAAUUAUUUAAAACACAUAGUUGCAUGAAUAUAAUAAAUGAUCAUAAAUAAAAUAUCAUUUAUAGUUGCCUAUAAAUGAAAACAAAAAUGCUUAAGCUCAUAAUUACAACUAAACUAAUCUCUCCCUAAAUACUAUUAUGGAAGAUCCAAAUUUGUUGGCAUCCAAAUAUGAAUUUGCUGUGAAACCUAGCGAUGAAGAAGUAGUUGACCUCGACAACAUUGAAUAUUCGAUUCCUACCAUUGAUUUUUCUCUUUUGACAUCUGACAAUCUUGAUCAACGCUCUAAAAUUCUCGACGACCUUCGCAAGGCCUGUGAAGAUUGGGGUUUCUUCACGUUGAUCAACCAUGGAAUUUCGGAUAGUGUGAUGAAGAAAAUGAUGGAAGUAAGUGAGAGUUUUUUCAAUAUGGGAGAAGAGGAGAAGAAAGAAUUUGAAGGCAAUGGUGAUAUAUUAGACCCAAUAUGUUAUGGGACUAAUAUUAAUUGCAAUAUUGGGGGAAAACAAGUCCUCUUUUGGAGGAAUUUUAUUAAGUUCAUUGCUCAUCCUCAAUUUGAGUCACCUUACAAACCAAUUGGCUUUAGAGAGGCUGCAGAAGAGUAUGGGAAAAGAACAAGAGAAAUAUGUGGUGUGUUAAUGAGAGGAAUAUCAAAGACAUUAGGGUUGGAAGAGAAUUGUAUAGAGAAGGCUACAAAUUUGGAUAUGGGGUUACAAUACUUGCUAAUGAAUGAUUAUCAAAGUUGUCCAAAUCCUGACCAAGUGAUUGGACUCCCACCUCACACUGAUCCAGCUCUUAUGAAUAUUCUUAUCCAAAACGACGUCGGUGGACUUCAAAUUCUACAUAAUGGAAAAUGGGUCAAUUGGAAAGCCAUGCCCUAUUCCAUUAUUGUUGACAUUGGUGAUCAAAUGCAGAUCUUAACAAAUGACUUGUACAAGAGUGUGAAACAUAGCGCAAUAGUGAAUAAUAAAAGCAGAAGAAUAUCAAUAGUGUCUACACAUGGACCACAAGAAGACACAAAGGUUGUACCAAUACAAGAGCUUUUAGAGGCACAUGGCCAAACCCCAUCUUAUAAGCCCAUUCCAUUCAAACAAUAUAUGCAAAUUCUACAAAGUCCCCAAGUCUUACUCCAACCCCCUCUUAACCUAAUAAGACUCUAAUAUUCAUAUUAUAUCAUUAUCAAACACUUUCUAUGUAUAUUUCAUUUGCUUGUGUGUUUUUAUAAUGUUUUAAUAAAUGUCAUCAAGUUGUAUUGUUGUGUGUUCGUAGUUGUAUGUUUAAUUUAUUGGAUAAUGUAUUUUAUAUAUGGAUAAUGAUUGAGACACUAUUAAAUUACACACACCUAAUAAUGAUGAAGUAGUUAGGUAAGUACUAGUUGAAAUUCUAUAUUUUAAAAUUACUUAAUUAAUUA